Messenger RNA from Astyanax mexicanus (Mexican tetra), 3382 nucleotides. RefSeq names its product chromosome 17 C5orf24 homolog (gene c17h5orf24). The transcript is spliced from 3 exons. The record is from RefSeq and is a predicted model, not a curated record. Lineage: Eukaryota; Metazoa; Chordata; Actinopteri; Characiformes; Acestrorhamphidae. The coding region runs from base 250 to 1068 and encodes 272 amino acids.
ACCGCCUGCACUUAUUAAUUUUUAAUGGAAAUGGCUGCCUUUCUGCUGUAAAGGCUCGCGGGUGGGACGCAGAUCCGCCGUGCAGCUGCAGACCGGGCCUCGCGGAGCGGGUCAGCACCGCCGGACGGGCCGCGGGAGGUUCUAGGCGAAGCGGCUGGUCCGGGUUUAUGAUGUGGGAGCUGUAGAUCCGAGGAUGGAUCGGAUUUUUGGAUUUAACCCUUUCAGGCCCGCGAGCAGAGAUCAAACAAGAUGAUGCGCCAGGUUGCGAGUACCAGUACUGAAUACUGCCUGACCGGCAGGCCCUCCUGCUUGGCCGAGGAUGGUCGUAUCCCGGCUAGUCACUUUGAUCUGUGCUCGGCCCACGCCAACAAGUUUUACCCGUCCUCACCUCCUCCAGGAGCCCUGCAGAUGCCCCUGACUCACCUCUCUCUGCCAUCUCAAGCUCCCAAACCCGCUCCCUGCCACAGGCAGCCUGCCCCGGGCCCACCACGGCCCACUGCUCGAACCCCAAAAGUGGGAGAGAAACCUGAGGAUGCCAAGAAGAAGAAGGCUUCGGGCCGUUCAGGGAAACGGGGUCGACCAGUCGGGACCACAAAGUUAGCCGGGUACAGAACAAGCACCGGACGGCCUCUGGGCACCACUAAAGCAGCGGGGUUCAAAACCAGCCCUGGGAGACCACUCGGGACCACCAGAGCGGCGGGGUAUAAGGUCAGCCCUGGACGCCCCCCCGGCAGCAUAAAGGCCCUCUCUCGCCUCAACAAGCUGGCGUAUGGGUCGAGCAGCGGAGCGGCUUUCCCCUACAGCACUGCCCACAGACCAGCAGCCUGCGACACAGCCGGCAAACAGCAGGACAGCAGCCCAACACCAAAAAUGGCUCUGAUUUCCUCAGUUCCUCAGUUUCUGGUCAGCGGAUUUCCCUUGGCAAGGAGUCAGAAGGCAUCCCCUUCGACUUCCAUGCCGUCGUCCGAGGCCUGCUCUCAGUCGGACGUCUGUCCAAGUGAAAGACAGCCCAACAGUGCGGUGGCUGUACCACUGCACGCCUCCGGCCCCCCAUACUCAUCCGUCUGAUGUCACAGUCCUCUUGCUAGGAACUUACAUUAGGGUUGGGUUUGGAGCAAGAUAGGAACCCAGAAGAACUGAUCACUCUGGACUGAGCUGUCACUUAUGGCCGAUAUCGCCAUCUGCUGAUGAGGGACGUGGUGAUAAUCUCGACACGCAGCUGUGAGUUUACUCUCGAGGGGAGUAUGGCGAUGUGUUUAUACAGUAAAUAUGUGAAGUAGUCUUUUCUCGUACUCUGUUUUUAAUCACUUCCAUCUUCGUUUACACCCGAACGUUUUUUGCGCCAUGAGUAUCAGGAGCAUAUGUGUAUAAAUGCUGGUGUAAACACACCAAAGAUGCUUUUAGAUUCAAAUUUAAUGUGAAGGCGUCUUUAUGUUCUUAUCUUUCAGCCAACAAAAGCCCUACCAGUGCAGCCAAAAGUCCAGCAAAUCCUAGUAUAACCAAAAAACCUUCCUAAUCAACCAAACCCUUUUCCAUUACAACCAACAUCCUCUCAGAUCUCUUGUUCCAAUUAAAACACCUUUCAGUACUGUGGCCGGGCCUCCACCUCUGUUUGCAAUACUGUCCCAUAAAGACACCUAAAGUUGUGCCACUGUUGUUUAAUUUAGGGGCAUCUCACAGGAAUAAGCAUGUAGCUAUAACCCACAGUUCUCAGUAUUUCAGUCUGAGUAACCACACACUACUCAGUGUAAACACAUCUGAUACAGUUCCAGUUCAGAAACUGGCCAUCUGAAACACAGAGGUGUAAACGGGGUCCUCACGUCUUAUUUCAUAUCAGAAAGGUUUUCAGUGCUGGGUUUUAAGUGUUUUAUAGUUUAUAUUUGUAAGUACAGCAUGACGAAGAAGAAGAGUGCAAUGUUUCAGUUCAGUAAUGUUCCAUCACCUGCCAAAGAAAUUCAUACAGAGCUGCUGUUUAAUUCAGAAGAACACUGCGUUUAGAAGACAUGGCUUCGUUAUUCAAGCUCCAUUCUGCGAUCAUUGGAUGCAUAUGAGGCUCUAAGGCUACAUUCACACAGCAGGUAAAAGAGGCCCAAAUCUGAUUUUCUGACUAAAUCCAAUGUUUAUUUUUAUCUUGUUUAAUCAUAUCUGACAUUUGUUUGAGUAGUUUGCGAUGUGCAACUAACAUUGCUUCACGUUAAGUUUUGGUUUAACCCUUGCCAAAAUCACAUGAGCUAUGAAGGAGUUAUGUUGCAGCCAUGGUCUAUAGACGCGUUUGGCUAAAUAAUCACAAAUACAGAGCGGUUGUGACACAAGCCUUCUAAUAUUAGUGGAAAGGACACAUCAGUCCAAAUAUUUCAGAGGUCUGGUGCCUCCACUAGUGAAGUCAUCAACUUACUUUCCCUCAUUUUCCAUUGUCCUCACGUGCAUUUUGCAAACUACUUACUGCUUAUUUCAUUUCUUCUUGGUGUAAAAAGUUAUAUAAAUUCUGAUCUGGCCAUGCAGACAAACUUGCAUUGCUGUGGAACAGAUAUGAAUCGGCUAUCAUCACCACAUAUUAAAGUGGCCAAUACAAAUCAGGUUUGAAAAUGGCAGAUUCAAUUUGUUUUUGUCAUUUACACUGAAAUACAGUGUGACGUGAAAUAUUAGUUUUAUGGGGGGUCCUCUGUGAUUUUAUUCCUGUCCGGAACGACCAUGUAUGUGUUUUCCUCCAGACGUGUUUUUCGCUGAACUCCAUGGUCUUAAGAUAAUGUUAGUCCCGUCUGGAGUUUUAUCACCUCGCAUUUAAUAAAAUAGCUAUUUGUCCACUGCCACGCACCAUAAUUACACUUUGGGUGCACAUUUCCACAGAGAUCCAGAUGCACACAACAGAGAGUGGAAAUGGAGUAGGGCUUUAUAUCGCUAGCAUAUCUUCUGGUGUCAUGGAGCUAUGAUUUUUAUUACAUAUGAGUUUUAACUGCCACAGUAAUGUAGGAACAUUUGUUGAGUUUAUACAACAGUGCUGUAUGUUUGCACAGCUUUGGCCGUGCAUUGGCCUUUGCAUCUCUGUCCUUGCAUUGAGUAUAUUUGAGGCCUCCCACGCAACCAAUGCGUCCACUUCACUCCAGCUUUUUAAUCCAGUUUCUUCUUCACAGAAUGGUAAAAGCAGAUGUAUGGAAGUUUGGGUGGAUGCUUUAAUCUAGCACCUUCCACAAACGCAGCUCCUCUUCUUUGGAAGUUUUUGGAUUUAAGUUGUACGGUGUUCCUCAACAAUCUUUUUGUGUUAUGUUGGAAAGUUAGAUAGCUAUGCUCCAAAUAGCUCUGCAUAACAUUAAACAGCCUGUUGGAAUGCAUUGGAUAACGUGGCUAUCUACUUUAUGAUCAGUGUCCACAGCAGUAGCUACUU